UUUAAAAGGACUUUAAGCAAGCAGUAAAAUACUUUUAUAAUGGAACGACGAGGCGACAUACGUUGUAAGAAAAAAUAAAAAAAUGUUUAUUCAUAAUCUUAUUACAACAGCUGCGCUGGUCAUUAACUUUCGGUUAGGUUUUGGAGGAACAGUUGAACCUGAAGCAACAAAUGUAACAGUAAUACGUGGUAAAAUGUUAGAUAUAAGUUGGACAGUAAGUCCCGCAAGUGGUGAACGUGUCACUAGUUUGCAGGUAUAUGUGUUGCCCAACACCACUUCUGAAAUAUUAAUUGGUCGCAGUCCACUUGUGUCAGUUUAUGGAGACACUUUAUUUGGUGUUGGUAGAUUGUCUGCUACAUUUGUUUGCUCGACAUACAAGUUGAUGUUAAAGAAUGUAACUAUCCCUGAUAGUGUAACAUUUCAACUUUUUGUAGUUUUUAUCAAUGGUGAUAAAUCUGAUAUCAAAUCAUCCGACAUUCAGGUUACUGUUAAUGGUAGUCCAAGCUUGUGUGACAGAAACUUAGAAUCAAGAUACACGGUAAAUGAAAAUCGCACUUUGAGCCUUGUUCAAGUUAUAUGUGGACAUCCUAAACCUGAAGUUAAAUGGAAAGUGGGAGACGACAACUUCAGUAGAUCAUACAAUUCAUCUUACAUCAAUACUGCAAUCAGGCAGCACAAAUAUACAUUUAGAACACGACCAAUCACUCGCAAUGAUUGUGGACGAACCCUCAUAUUCGUCGCUAAUAACACAGUGGGAAGUAUUAAAAGAAAUGCAGAACUUAAUGUUGAAUUUGUACCUUCAAUGGUCUCGAUGGUAUCGUUGUAUAGACACAAUGCAAGUUGUGUUCGUGUCACUUGGGAUGCGGAAGACACUGGGAAAUGUAAUGUCAGCUAUCAUUUGCAGUUUACUGGUAGAGAGACUAUUUAUAACUCUUCUAACAGAUAUUUUACACUAUGCAAUUCUUCAGAUGUUGACACUGUUAUUAUUUGGGCAUCAUACAAGGGAAAGAAUGGUUGGAAACUUGCCAGUAGGAUUAGCACCACGACCUCGUCACCAUAUUUCACCUCGACGACAAAUAUUGCGACGACCAAUGCAGGAAAAAGUUUACCGAGAACAUGUGACUGUCAAUCUACAAUUAACGUUAUCAUUGCGGCCGUCAUCACAUUAAUUUUAGUUACAAUUAUUUUUAUAAUUUCUAAACAUAAAGGUUAUAUUACUGUCAGCAUAAACCGGAAGAGACGGCCACAAAGCAAUGAAAAUGGAAGUGACGAUUAUGAGGUAACAGGGGCAACGACAUCUCAUUAUGCAGAUAUCAAUAUCAAAGCUGUGAAACCCAGUAUAUAUGCAGAUUUGACAACGACAGCUGAUCAUUCAAAGCAGUAUGCUGAAAUUGAGUUGCAUAAAAAGGACACAUACUCCAAUAUCAGGGACUGAAAACAACCGAUUAUUGGAUAUCAUCUGCACAAGUUCUUCAUCCUAUAAACUUGGCCUGUAAAUAUGUAUUUUUAACACCAUCUAAGGGUAUUAAGUUCCGAAUUAGACAAUUUAAUAAUUCUCUAUUAGACGAUAAUGUAAAAUUCGUCUGCUUUAAUUGGUAUUGAUUCUUUCAUGACUUUUAGCCUGGUUUACCGGGAAAUAAUCUUUAACCUUUUGAUAUUCUAUUCACCAAACAUUUUGUUAAAAAGUCUUUUUUUCCAAUUUAUUUACGUGCGUAAAAGGUAAUGCUUACAUUGCAUUAAAAGACAUUUAUUUUGAUUGCAAUAGGCAUUCCUGAAAUUUAGCUUUUCUAAUAUACCACAGGUAGAAUACUUAUAUGGGAGUUCUUAAAGUUACAAAACCUGUUAUAACCCUUAACUUCAUUUCUGUAUCCAAACCUUCGUAUAAAAACGAGACAUGAGAUGAUAAACACGAAAAUGAGGUCUUUUAACUAAGAUGAGUUCUCCCUUGUAUUGGUCAUUCUAAAGUAGGAUGAAAUUCAUACUUUUUAUAUAUAGCUAACUUUUUUUAAAUUUAGAAGACUUUCGAAGAUAGUUAGAUAGUUUUAUAGAUGUGUUUCUAUUAUUAUUGCUACUAAAUUCAUCGCAAUUAUACAAUCGUUAACAAAAUUAAUAGUUAGUUCUGGUUUUCACUGUCACAGAAUUUGAUGACGUCAUCAGGAAAAAUGUUGUCGUAAUCCAUUUUUUUUAAGCAAUUGUUUUUCUAAUUAUUGGACAACACUUGUGAUAAGUUUUAAGUCCAACGGACAACAAUUGUAUAAGUUAGACAGAGGGGUCGAAUCAGCCGCCCACCCCCACAGCAUUGAGGAGCCCCGCAAAAGUUCCAGCAGGAAUAGGGUUAACGCAGUAAAGGCCGAGAGAAGCAUUAUGACCUCUACCUGUUUCAUUGAGAACGACUAAGAGCGUAAACCUUGGUCAGUGGUACGGUUCGUCCAUGGAAAUUGCAAUAAAUCAUCACUUCUCAGUAAGGCGUGAUACUUCAAAUGCUGUACUAUUUCCAAAAGUUCAAGCUGAAGACAUACUACCUUUUCUUCACACUAAAUAAUAAAUAAAAUACUUUAUACAUUCCCAAAUAUUCAAAUUAUACAUAAAAGUUUGAGAAAACGUUGUAUAUAUAGAGUCGACGCUCGUUAUCUCGACGUU
Molecule: messenger RNA, 2640 nt
Organism: Hydractinia symbiolongicarpus
Lineage: Eukaryota; Metazoa; Cnidaria; Hydrozoa; Anthoathecata; Hydractiniidae
Exons: 6
Coding region: 83-1435 (450 amino acids)
Source: RefSeq, a predicted model, not a curated record